AUGGCCAUUUUUGUGGUUCAAAAACUUCACACCUGGGUAGGAGUAUUGACUACAUCACUCAUUGUCGUCGUCGUCGUCGUCGUCAUCAUCAUCAUCAUCAUCUCCUCUAUUCCACAGAUUCAUAAAAGAUUUGGAUACCUUCUUAUUCCUAAGCUUGUAGAUUCACUUUCACUGAGAGGAAAAAGGCUGGAUUUUUAUGGGGAAGGCGAAGCAUAUGUCAACCUGACCGACACCCUGCCCGAACUCAGCCAACUCACAGUGUGUAUUGAUCUGAUCUCCAUGGCUAACAGCUCACAUCACUGGACAGCCUUCACCUAUGUUACUAAUAACACUCUCCUGGGCAGAGAAGAUGUAGACCUUGGACUUGCGGGAGACCAUCAGCAGUUGAUAUUGUACAACUUUGGCAAGACCUUUUAUAUCAGUUAUCACCUGAUUCCUUUUCACUGGCAUACCGUAUGCUUGAUAUGGGAUGGUGUGAAGGGCAGAUUAGAGCUCCUCUGGAAUAAAGAAAGGAUACUUGCAAUAAUGGAUCAGCCACACAGCCUGCCUCCUAAUGGGACUUUAGUCCUGGGGCAUUUUCCUAGGAAUGGAGAGGGCCAGAUUAAAACGGUAGCACCUCGCUUUGCCAGCAGCUUGUAUUACUUUCAGCUCUGGGACCGUAUCCUGGAAAAUGAGGAAUUUAUGACCUGUUUAUAUGGAAAUGUAGUUAGUUGGGAAGAUGAUGUUUGGCUCAUACACAAGAUAAGUCCAACUGUUGACAGGAGACUGCGCUGCUUUGUUUCUGAAAAUAUGACAAUUCAAGAAACAAGUACAACUGCUUCACAGCAAAUCGACCUAACAACUUCCCAAAUUACUGGGCUAAACCCACAGAGGACUGUACAUCCAUCCACAGUGUUGCCAGAAAGUAUGCCUGCUUCUACACUCAAUCAUGCAGCCACCUCAUAUUCUAAUACUUUACCCUCACCACUAGCAACAGUGAGUGCAUCAAAAGAUUUAAAGACAUCUGCAGCCCAGACAGCUGCAUUUUCCUCAGAUAUCUUGUUUACUUCAACAGCCAUCCCUCUGCCUACCCACCAUACAUCCAUUCCUACUGCUUCUGACUCCACAAAUAUAACAGAACACCCAUAUCUAGAGAAAACAAAGACAACAAAAAUGGAAGCCAUGGCUACUGAGAUUUCCCAUCCAAUUACAGCUGCUUAUUUCUUUGACACAUCUGUAAUUACCAAGAAUUAUACUGUAUCUGAAACUCCAGCAACUAAAUCCCAGUCAGCGGUUGGAACAACAACUUUAUUCUUGAUGAAUGAGUCAACAUCCAUGUCUACAACAUCUUGCCCCAACCACAAGUCCACAGACGUUGCUAUAAUUCCUACCUCUAAAUCUGAGCAAGAAUUUCCUUUAUCUUCAGCUGCCAAAACUGUACCUUGGUCCCCGUUGGAAGAGACUUCUGCUAUUGCUACUGAUGUUGGGAUUGCAUCAACCUUGCCACCAAAGUCUUUGCUCACCUUUACAGCUGCUCUUGUGAAUUCUGUAUUUCCUGGAAAUCAGGUGGCAUCUACUAUGUCAGCAGCUACUGUGGAAACACCACUCACCAACCACUCAAUGUUGCCUAUGGAGACCAUUAUUGCCCUAAGAACAGUGGAAACAGAGUCAGUGUCUAAAAAUUUCCAAGAUGUCUUUUCACCCAGUAUGGUGGAUGCUGUAUCAUCUCCCAUGCCUAAAGAGACCUCUUCUAUGGCCUUUUCUUUUAUUACACCCUCUCCAGUCACUGGUACUCAGGGUGAACAGAUAGUUACUGAUACUAAAAGUACACAUCCAACCUUAUCUCCCAGAACCAAACUUGUCCCUACAUUGGCUGAAGCUUCUCUCUUCCCUACCAUGAAAGGGCUGAUAUACACCCAGAAUACACCUUCAAUGGAAGAUCCCAUGCUUACUUUGAUGUCCACUAUAUCACCUUCUGCAUUCAAUACAUCAGAAUCAGGCCUUACAUCUGUAACAAAUAAAACUGAAUAUCAGUUAUUCACCAAUGAGACCACUUGGAAUUCUAAAUCAGGUCAGACCCCAUUGACUUUUAUGAAUACAACCACAAUACCUACAUUCAUACCUAAUGAAAAUAUCACAUUAUCAUUCCAAGGUGAUAGUACUAAUACAGAUAAUUCAUCUGUGACUACUAAUAUCACUCCACUUGAAGCAUCCACAGAGAGCAAGGCAACCAUGAGCUCAGAUGUUAGUACAGCUAGAUAUACAAUAGCUCUCUUCAAACCAACUUCCCAGUGGCUUAGUAACUUCUCCAGCAUGUCUGGAAUCACAUCUACAGCCAGUCAGCCUCAAUCUAAACUCAGCACUUUAGUACUUAAAAGCAACUCUAUGCCCACAGUAGCUGCAAAUGAACAUCCUUCAACACCAAGGGAGACAGUUGUUCCUUCAGUGCAUAUGUCUACCCUCACUGACAUUAAAUCAGAUUUCUCUACUGAGAAGAGAAUUUCUGAGACAACACAAGUAGAAACAAAUGGUGUGAGUACAUUUGUUGAAACGAUGGCCUCUCUACCAAUGUCUACAGUGACACAGAAAGUCUAUACCAGUGUGACAAAAGAAUCCACUUCCCGUCAUCCUACUGUAAAGUCAACCAUAACAGCAGUAGCUGAAGUUUCUCCAUUUUCAGCAAUGCUGGAAACGACAGAUGAAUCAGCACAAAUGAUGACAGUUUCUGUCACUGUUUCCCAUUUUCCAGAUAGAGAAAAAUUGACUACUGCAUUGAAUAAUGAAACUGCAACUGCUGAGGUGGGAGUGAGUUGGCUUUCAACAAAAUUGAAAAGCACACCUAAGAGGUCAUACAAUGGAACGACAGAAACCUUUAACUCGCCCCUUACCUCUACAGUAUAUUGGACUUCAGAGACAUCUGAGGGGAAUGAAGCUUCCCCACACACUUCAGUGAGCACUCAGACAUUUCCUGAACUUCUGAGUCCUUCAACAACAAGGAUGAUGGGAGCCACUUUCUCCACUGCCCCGUCACAGAAGACAGCUUUAUCAUUGUCGGCUGGUAUCUUGCCUCCACAGAGUGCAGUUUCUCAUUCCUCAGUAACAUCUCAACCUAUCACACACAUGCUCUCACUACCAGUUAAUACCUCUGCUGUCACCUCUCCUGCCACCACUAUGAUGGGUUUUGAUGAGACUAAGGUUACCCUGUCUCAGCCUUUUACACUGGCCGUGGAUUUCACUACAUCUAUGUUCUCAGUUGGUUCAACUCUACCAACAGUGACAAUGGCCACAGAACUGGUGCCCCCAGCGAGUCCAACAGCUUCCACAAGCAGUGAGAACAUGUCUACCUACAGAGCCUCACGUCAUACCACUUCAGGGACCACAGCAAUCUCUUCCUCAGCAGCACACAUGGCAGUUUCCUCUCUGAGAGAGACAUUGGUUCCUUCACUGAGACCUUCUACUCCUGUGAUAACUAAGGCUAUAACCACCUAUUCUCCCAUCUCGGCUGACUUAGUAAGUCCAUCCGUACACACUCUUGUCUGCUCAAGGCCUCCCCCAAAUAACAUUACCACUGUGCCCUCUACUUACGUUAGCUCAACUACAUCUACAUCAGUAGCAACACCAUCUGCCUCUGACGUUGAGGCUUCAACUCAAGGUUUUAGCUUUCCCUAUGCUUUAAGUAGUACUGGAGAUGUCACUGUGGCUUCUGUACCCACAGAGACCUCUGCUGGUGGAGAGACCAUGUCUCCCCAUACCUCUUCAAAUAAGUCUACUACCUUAGUAGACACUGAAUCUACCACAUAUUUUGUAAAUACACCAGUCUCCACCCAGUUGGUGGUUACCACCCCUAUGUUAUCUUCUGACAAAGAACAGACCAACAUUUCCAUGGGGGAACCCUCCAGAACUACAAGGGUGGCAGACAUCUCCACAUCCAAGAAUUCCUUUAUCUCAGACUCCCAGAGCACUUUCCUUUGGGAAAUGGCAGGCACAAAAUUUUCUGAGACCACAGAAAUCUCCAGCCACCAAACACAUUUGCCUUCAGAGAACCUACCUGGUUACUCAUCUUCUGGGGAUUUAGGCACAUCUACUUCAGGGAUCACACAGACCACCCAAACUUUGACCUCAAGUACCAUAAUAGGUGUUCAUGUUUCAGAAGAGUCGACUCUUCUUGAGAAAACAGCACUCCCUCCACAUAUUCAGACAAUAACAAAAUCUCUGUCUCCUGAAAAAGAAAAGACAAGUGCCCUUCCAGAAUAUCCUCCCAGGACUGUGGAAAUGAUAGUGAGUUCUUCUCCUGUGACCCAUCCAGCCACAGGUCAUUGGGCUACUUCAUUUGUAGACACUUCCAGGACAACUAGAAUAUCACAUCCUGUGCUCAUGAACACAACUCUUUCACUUAAGACGCAACCAGAAGCAACAUGGACUGCUUCUUCCAUUUCUGGAAGCAUACAGAUUUUCCCUAAGACCUUCUCUCCUUUCACAAAUGGACUGCUCAACACCGAUUUUACGAUGAUCACUUCUGAUGGGAGCACUACAGUCUUUUCUGUUCCAAAUGAACCUACAAACUUUGCUGAGGAUCCCUCUACGGAAAUGUCCACUUCUAUUUACCAAAUGGCUUCAUUGCCACUCAGUGUCACUGCCUUCACCUCUAAAAGAGUUUCUAACACCCCUACAAUGCUAAUGACUAAGUCUUCUAGAACGACACACUCUGGCAAUAUGAAAAGUGCCUCUAUAGGCACUUCUGGGCUUAAGUCUGAGAAGUCAUCAAUGCCAGUUAAUAACUCUGAAUUCCCAACUACAGUGCUUUCUUCUGACACUUCCACAAGACUUGGGGGAUUCUUUACGUCACUGUCUUCACCUCCCCCCAAGACUACUAAAACUACCCAAGCAUCAACAUUGGGUAUCACAGCAGUGCCAUAUACUGGGCCUACUUCACAAAGCACAAUGGUUUUAUCUACUUUCACUAAUUCAGAAGUAGUAGAGGUGCCAUUCAAUAACACAACUGCACCUGUUUCCUCUCCAAUAGAGCUAGAGUUUUCAUCUAUGAGAACUAUUCCAACCAUUAGUACGGCUGGGACAGUGACUUCAGUUUUAGCCAUUACUCCCUCCUCUUCACUCAGUUCUAACAAUACUGGAGCUAUUUCCUCCAUUCCAAAACCCACGUUUUCAUCCAUACGUUCAACCACUCAGCAAUUAUCACAAGACAAUGAGGUGACCACUCUGGACUUAUUACCCGGGAUCACCAACAGUUCCCUAUCUACUGAGAGCAGUAGUAGAGUAACAGAGCUCAUUAAUGGCCAUUCCAGAAGCACUGUCCAUGCAAAUGGGAUUUCAUCUACUCCUUCAGAUAGUUUUUAUACUUCCUUUAAUAUUCAAGUUUCCCCAUCUUUGACUAACUUGAAAGGCACCCCUAGACCUACAGAAAGUGUAAAAGCCACAGUUACACUCCUUUCCCUUGAUACAGGAAAGACAACUUCCUUGUCAGAGAAUAGUUUGUUCACAAGUGAACCAACGAAGAGCAGCACAUGUGUGAAUACUUCUGUUUUAUAUCCUUCAUGGACCCGAGCCAGUGCUACUCCAUCUUCUUUGACAUCAUUUCUUUACUCACCUCAUAGUUCCGAGGCCAAGUUUCCUCUUACAUCUCAAACGGACAAAUUUCCAGCAUGGGGUACAGGAAUUACACCCACUGUCACCCAGUCUCCACUUACAGCUUCCAGAAACACACUGAGAGUUGAAGACUCUCCCUUUCCAGUUUUCACAAGCAAAGCAGUGACACCCACCCGAAUGGAAGCAGAAACUCUCCACUUUACUCCCUGGAAUUUGUCAACAGCUACACCAUCUCAGAUUGGUCUAGUCUCUAGAGAUCUUCCCGCAGUGCCAUCGAUUUUCACAUCAGAAAGCCUUCCUCCUUUGGGGAUUUCUGAGAGUACUCCAUUAUCAAUGUCUUCCACAGUUCUCCCAACCACUCUGGUGGCCGUUAAGCACACAUUUAAGAGAACAGCCAUGCCUGUAACCCCUGGACCCACACUCUCAUCAAAUCCUUCUGAUGAGGCUACCUUACUGACUUGGGGCUUAUCUAGUCUGCCUUCAGACUCUCUGACACCUGUAUCUAAUCCUCUCCAGCCUUUAACUUCACCUGCAGGAGGAAUGUCAGAAUCUACCAUUCUAGCAACAUACCCUAGCUUUACAGCAGUACCCUCUUCUGAUGGAAGUGCCAUACCCACCGAAGCCAUGCCUGUAGCUACACUGGGCACCAUCACUGCUGACUCUUUGACUUCUAUCCCCAUAUCUACAGAAAUCAAAGAAGAAAGUCUAUACACUUCUACAUUCCUGGAAUCAUCCCCUAGAACUACUGUGGCCAACAACUCUACAACUGUGUCUGAACUCGUGUCCUUGAGUACAUCACCUUCUAUAACCAGUCAUGACCUAUCUAUCGGUGCUCUAUCUGUAUCUAGCCCUACAGAAACACUGGUGUGGAGUAAAGUCCCAGCUCCAUCAGAAUCCCACACUUUAAUUCUUCCCAAAUCCACACUGGACUCUGUUAUGAGUAUAACCACUACAACAUCCACAGCUUCGGGAGCCUCAUUUCCACUGAUGUCUAGUGAAGUGACACUUCCUACUACAGCAACUAAGUCUUCACUAAACUUUUCAUAUUUUGAGAUAGCUGGGAUGGACUCCACAUUUUCCUUCCUAUUUACACAAGCAUCUACUUCAUCGAUCGCUACAGUGUCUAUAGUUUCCUUCUACAAUAUCAAAAUGAGCUUCUCUGUCUUUGAUGAAGAGCCAAGGGUCCUUAUUACCACUGUUAUAUAUGAAUUUACAAAAGAUUGGUUGAAUUCUAUGUUUCACAACAGUGAAUUUUCUCUUGCUAACUUGGCUAUUCAAAUUAAAAGCAGAAAGACUUCUAAAGAAGAGAUGGCCAUGUACAGACAUAUUUUGGAACAGAAAAAAGGGCAAGGAAUGGCCACAAUUUUUCAUGUACCAUACAGUUGUGCCUGUUGGGUCAUUAUAAAAGCCAACUCUUCUUUAGAGUCUGUGGAACUAAUGAGUAGGAUCCGAACUAAAAUACAUGGGAACCUCACACAUGGGGACUUCACUCAAGAUCAGCUGACUCUAUUGGUAAAGUCUGACCAUGUUGUAGUGCAAAAGAUAGAGCCAGGAAAAUGCGAAGCGGAUGAAACACCCUCAAAAUACAAAGGGACGUAUAAGGGCCAUUGAACGACGGCCCUGAGACAAGCAGACCAAGCAAGGUGCAUUAAAAAUGAGAAUAGGAACGCCACAAGAAUUUGUUCCAUCAACAUCCAAACUGGCAAGUGUCAGUGGGAAAAACCAAGGCUGAAGCAAUGGCAAAUUGCUCAGGACUCCCAGGAGAAGACGGUGUCAUCCAUUUCCAUUUUGUUUCCCCCAGAGAACGCAGAAGAUGUAGCAGAGCACAUUUUAAAUCUGGUCAAUGAAUCUCCACCUUUGGAUGAAGAAGAGACAAAGAUUAUUGUUUCUAAAAUAGAUGAUAUUUCUAACUGCAAUGAGAUAGACACCAACCUAACUACGAUCAUACUACAAAUCAUCAGCACAAUGAUGGAAAAGCAAAGUGAUUCAGCUUCUAACCUGCCUCCAGUAAGCAAUAAGAUUCUGAGGAUAAUUGAGCGUACUGGUCACAAAAUGGAAUUUGUAGGGAGAACAGCAAAUCUCACUGUGGCCAGGCUGGCUUUGGCUGUGCUGCGGGUGGACCACAAGUUUGAAGGUAUGGCCUUCAGCAUCCGCUCCUCUGAAGCGGUCGUAACCCCCCAGAUUUUCCUUGGUGGUACCCCUCUAAGGAGUGCUUUGGCUUCCAUAUAUUUGCCUAAAUCAUUGAGGGAAAAAGUUCCUUUUAACGGCUUACAAACCAUCUUGUUUAAUUUUUUUGGCCAAACCUCGCUCUUUAAGGCUGAAACAAGCAAUACCACAUUAAUCACAUAUGUUGUGAGUGCAAGCAUCUCAAAUAUGUCUGUUCACAACUUGGCUGAUCCAGUGAUUAUCAUUCUGAAGCAUAUUCAAGGAGACUGGAAUUAUGAUCAAGUUUACUGUGCCUUUUGGGAUUUUGAAACUAACAAUGGGCAAGGUGGAUGGAAUUCAUCAGGCUGUAGAGUGAAGGAAACCACUGUAAAUUACACAAUCUGUCAGUGUAACCACCUCACCCACUUUGGAGUUUUAAUGGAUUUGUCCAGGUCUACAGUGGAUGCAGUGAAUGAACGAAUAUUAGUGAUUAUCACCUACACAGGAUGUGGGAUUUCCUCCAUUUUCCUGGGAAUUGCAAUGGUGACAUACAUAGCUUUCCACAAACUUCGAAAAGAUUAUCCUUCCAAAAUCCUGAUCAACCUAUGCACAGCGUUACUGAUGCUCAACCUAGCAUUUCUGGUUAAUUCCUGGCUGACGUCAUUUCAGAAAGUGGGACUAUGCAUCACAGCUGCAGUGGCACUCCACUACUUUCUGCUCGUGUCUUUGACUUGGAUGGGCCUAGAGGCAGUCCACAUGUACUUUGCUCUAGUCAAAGUCUUCAACACAUACAUUCCAAAUUAUAUCCUGAAAUUUUGUGUAGCUGGUUGGGGAAUCCCAGCAAUCACAGUGGCCAUUAUACUCAGUGUAAGAAAAGACCUAUAUGGAACUCUGAGCCCAACAACUCCAUUUUGCUGGAUUAAAGAUGAUUGCAUCUUUUACAUCUCAGUGGUGGCUUACUUUUGCCUCAUAUUUCUCACGAACCUCUCCAUGUUCUGCACUGUGCUCUUUCAAUUGACGUCAGUGAAAUCCCAAAGCCAGAAGACACGCAAGAAGAUGAUCCUGAAUGACCUCAAAGGCACAAUCAGUCUGACAUUCUUACUUGGCCUCACCUGGGGCUUUGCCUUUUUUGCCUGGGGACCUGUGAGGAUCUUUUUCAUGUAUCUUUUUGCCAUUUGUAACACUUUGCAAGGGUUCCUCAUUUUUGUGUUUUACUGUGUGAUGAAGGAGAGUGUGCGGGAGCAGUGGCACGUGCACCUUCAAUGCAGGUGGUUUCAGCUGGAUGACCUCUCAGAUGGGAGAAGCAGGUUUGGGUUAAAGGUUAGGCAUAAACAGAAGAGACUGAAGAGAAUCCGUGAACCCAAAUUAUUGACACCAUCAAUCAAGUCAACAACAACCAAUUCCACUUUCAAAUCCAUAAGAUCUAUACCUAGUACUCCUUCAGAAAUAAACUUCUCAAACGGUGACUUUGAUGACAGGUCUUAUGCUUUCUCUUCCUCGAGUUGUGAAGCUGAGCCUACUUGUAUAAGAAGAGCAUUGACUACAGAAGUCAAAACAAAUUCCAUUCCGAAGCGAAGAUCAUUUUCCAUAAAUAUCAACAGAGAUGCUCACCUGAUUCCCAGCCCUGGAUUUGGGGAAAUGUUCAAUUUGUGA
This is a messenger RNA of Acomys russatus (golden spiny mouse), 9381 nucleotides long. It is a transcript of the gene Adgrg4, whose product is annotated as adhesion G protein-coupled receptor G4. The record is from RefSeq and is a predicted model, not a curated record. Gene Ontology annotation, cellular component: membrane. Gene Ontology annotation, biological process: cell surface receptor signaling pathway; adenylate cyclase-activating G protein-coupled receptor signaling pathway. Lineage: Eukaryota; Metazoa; Chordata; Mammalia; Rodentia; Muridae. Gene Ontology annotation, molecular function: G protein-coupled receptor activity.